Molecule: messenger RNA, 1162 nt
Organism: Sander lucioperca (pikeperch)
Lineage: Eukaryota; Metazoa; Chordata; Actinopteri; Perciformes; Percidae
Exons: 7
Coding region: 277-678 (133 amino acids)
Source: RefSeq, a predicted model, not a curated record
CACACACACACACUAGGUGGUGGUUGUUGAGCUUAGUGAGUUUGUUGUACUCACCUGUCUGAACGUCGUCAAGGUGAAGUGGCCUCCUUUCUGCUCGUUUAUUCUCAAGACAUAAUAUAACAUCCGUCCCAGUAUAACCAGUCCAUUCAGCCUGUCCCACUUGCUUCUUUUUCAAACAUUUGGCUGAAUGAGGCUCUCUGCAGACACACACAGCAGGAAGCCUCAGACCUCACCGAAGAGAUACUGAAGCAAAGUAUUUCCUGCCCAGACCAAGAAAUGGAUACCUGGAAGAUCCAGCUCGUUGUUGUGACUGUUUGUGCUUUGGUGCAAACCUAUCAGGCACUGUCUUCUAGUGUGGAAGAGGAGAGAGGGUUAUCUAAAGACUGGCAGGAUGAAUCACUGGAGGCAGGUCUGACCCCCCCGAUGGCAAGUCUGAUGAAAAGAUCUAAAGCCCUCCGCUUCUAUGGACUCAUGGGCAAACGCUCAGGUGUAAGGAACCCUUUUAAAGUAAAUAGACGAAACAAAGGAGAGAUGUUUGUGGGUCUGAUGGGUAGAAGCAUUUCCAGUGGCAAAUCGUUAACCAGAAUAUUUCCAUCUGCAACAACCACUGCAAUCGAUGUUUCGGAGAAACCACACAAGCAAGGUUCAUCAGAGGAAUGGUUCCAAAUCCUCUAUUGAUGGAGCUAGAAAAAAAAGUACACAUUUUUAUGAUCUAUACAAUUUUACACCAACCAAAGAAGACGUUAACAUACAUCAUACUCCUGAAAAUACACUCUGCUUACGGUUUCAAUUCAUGCUAACAAUUAUUGUAUUAAGCCCAAACAAAAACUACCAUCUUCAAAACGCACAUUUCUUGAAUGGAAUAAAAAAAUAAUGCAGCUAGAUGUAGGCAUGUAUUCUUUUUUUGUUUUUUUUUUUUUUUUGCAUGAGGAAAGCAAAACAUUCAUGUUUUCCACCACACUGGACCGUUAAUCAUUUAACAUUCAAAGCUUAGUACAUGUAGGCAACUUUCUUAACAAAUAGGACAAAGAGAUUCUCUACUAUUAAUUGUUUGACAAUGUUUAAGUCAAGAAUCAUUGGACUUGGAACGCAUGGUGCUUAAAAUCUAAAUGAAAGUAAAAUAUAAAAGUAAAAAACAAAAGUUUAGUGACAGAAAUAAAAA